This is a messenger RNA of Oncorhynchus kisutch (coho salmon), 6386 nucleotides long. RefSeq names its product synaptotagmin-like 5 (gene sytl5). The transcript has 17 exons. Gene Ontology annotation, biological process: exocytosis; intracellular protein transport. Gene Ontology annotation, cellular component: plasma membrane; exocytic vesicle. Gene Ontology annotation, molecular function: neurexin family protein binding; small GTPase binding; phospholipid binding. Bases 555 to 2852 code for a protein of 765 amino acids. Lineage: Eukaryota; Metazoa; Chordata; Actinopteri; Salmoniformes; Salmonidae. The record is from RefSeq and is a predicted model, not a curated record.
UGCCACUGGAUAAUUUAAACCCUAAAUAGGGUUCAGCAGAUAGCAGAGAAGCUGCCCCAGCUGGUUCCCCGAAACUGUGACCACGCCCCCUACACACCGGAGCACCCGGCUGCUGCGCGGAGCGGGGCUGUUGAUGCCACGGCUGUGAUCACACGCCACAGAGGCGCGCCAAGAGACGGACUCCACAGGCUCCACCACCAGCCACUCUCACGACACACCAAGCCACCACUUGCUGUAGUGCAAUUCUCAGGAUCAGGUUUAGGCAGGCUGUGGACCAGUCUUUGGGGAUACAGUAACUGCUGUGUGAUUGGCGGUUUGUCUGAUACACCAGAGAGAAACAAGAUAAGGAGAAGAACAUACUAGAGGAACCUUGGAUAAUCUGGAGAACGUCCUGCUUUAACCAGAGACCAUGAUAAUGCUAACAGAACGCUAAAGGAAACCUAAUGGAAUGCUGAGUGAGGUCAUGUAGCUGCCCUCUGACACCCCUGCAUGUGACUACGCCUUCUGCGUCACCUCGGCUUUUCUAAUUGGCUGGUUUGGAGAGCGACGGACCAAUGGAGAAGAGUGCUGAGGAGCUGAACCUCUCGUUCCUGCUGGAGCAUGAGCGAGAGAUGAUCCUCGGAGUCCUGCAGAAGGACGAGAAACUGAGGAAACUAGAGGAGAAGAGGAUACGGAAGCUGAAGAAUGAGCUGGUGGAGAUCAGGCGUAAAGGUUCGCGGCGCCCCCAAGAGGUUGGGGAGCGUCAAUGCGCCCGUUGCCUGAAGGGCCUGGGCCUGAUUUUCGACCGCGGGGAGCUCUGUGAGCAGUGUCUACAGCGUGUCUGCAGCGACUGUCGCGUGAUGGCCCCUAAAGCAAAGCAUUGGAAGUGCUCCAUCUGUGCCAAAGUCUUGGAGCUGAAGGUGGUGACCGGGGAGUGGUUCCUAGAGGAGCGGUCCAAGCGGUUUGACAAGGGGACAGUGCUCAGCAGUGAUGUGGUCAAACAGUCUAUCAUGAGCAGCCCCGCAGGAAGCCCCCACAGGAAGUCCCCAGUGCCAGCUGACUCACCUGAGAGGCCUGACACUCCAAAAUCAGGAAGAAGUGCUGUGAGGAACCUGGUGGAUGGUGCCAAGAGGAAAGGGAAAGGGAUAUUGAUGGAUAAGAAGGGCAGCCGUCCCAGCCUGAAGCCAGAGAACGGGGUGCAGGGUGGGAGUGUGUGUGCUCCUGUCCCCGACACAGACACACACAGCAUACGCAGUGCCCGGUCUGCACCACGCUCCACAACCCGCUCAGCGCCUCACUCACAUAGGGGUAGUGUUGUGGCUCUGGAGUCGUCAGGGAUACGUACUGUACCUAACAACCUGCGCUCCCAAACUCUGGAGACGGACAGGUCCCCUACACCCAGCAGCAAGAGCAGGAGGGUCAGGCCGGACGGAGCGGAGAGCGUGGCUAGUUUCCGCUCCAGCGACAGCGUGUUUGACAAGAUGUCCGACACCUUCACCGGGCAUGGCUGGACAGGGUCUGAUACCGCCCCACCCACAAUUGCUGUCUCCAGGGCCUCUGUUUCAUCAGAUCGUAGUCGUUCUGAGGUGGACCUGUCUGUUCCUGGUUCUGCCAGUGAUGAGGCCCUCAGCCUGAGGAGCCGCUCCGUUCCUGGGCUCAAUGACACGGAGUUUGAUGAUAAUGAUAAAGACGAGGACAUCGAUGCUCUGAUGUCGGCACACAGCAAGGCCGCCAGCCGACGCAUGAGCUGCGCUGUGUCUACGUCUUCUACUCCCGGCUCAGAGAGAAAAUGGGGCUACCUCAGUGUUCCUGGCGACUCAGACGCAGAAACUAGCAGUCUGAACAGUAUGAUGAGUAUGUACAGUGAGACUGGUGACUAUGGCAACGCCAACGUGAGUGGCGAGCUGCUGUUGAACAUCAGCUACAGCUAUAAGACAGGCGCUCUUAACGUCCUGGUGAAGGAGUGUCGCAACCUGGCCACCGGGGAUGAGAAGAGGCAACGCACAGAUGCCUAUGUGAAGGCCUACCUCCUCCCAGACAAGUCUCGCCAGAGCAAGAGGAAGACCAGCAUCAAGACCAACACAAUCAACCCUGUAUUCAACGAGAACCUUAGGUAUGUGAUCAGCCACUCCCAGUUGGAGACACGAACGCUGCAGCUGUCUGUGUGGCACCAUGACCGCUUCGGACACAACAGCUUCCUGGGGGAGGUGGAGCUGACCUUUGACUCCUGGGAGUUUGACAGCAACACGGAGGAGUGGUACUCUCUGCAGCCCAAGCUGGACAGUAGUAUGGACUCCACGCUCCAGUAUAAAGGGGAGCUGACCGUGGUUCUGAAGUACAUCCCUGCAGAGAAGAACCUCAUGCUACCCCUGGACCAGGUCCAAGUGAAGAAAGGCUUUCUGAAAGGAAAGAAGACCAGCAUCAAGCUGCCUCAAGGAGGUAUGGUGGAACUGCUGGUCAAGGAGGCCAAGAACCUGACCUCGGUCAAGUCUGGAGGCACUUCAGACCCCUUUGUGAAAGGGUACCUGCUCCCUGACAACAGUAAGUCCACCAAGCACAAGACGGUGGUGGUGCGUCGCUCGGUCAACCCCCAGUGGAACCACACCUUCACCUACUGUGGCCUGCAGGCCGGAGACCUGAACAACGUGUGUCUGGAGCUCACCGUCUGGGACAAGGAGGCUCUGUCCAGCAAUGUCUUCCUGGGGGGAGUCCGACUCAACGGAGGGACAGGCCAGAGCUAUGGGAACGAGGUGGACUGGAUGGACUCAUACGGAGAGGAACAGCGGCUAUGGCAACGCAUGAUUGACAACCCGGAGGUCCCCCAGGAGUGUACACUGAUGCUGAGAUCCAGCAUGUGCAAGCACAACACAUGAGAUGGAGGGAGGGAGGGAAAGAAGGACAAAAGAAAAAGGGACAGAGAGAGGUGGCAGAAAAGGGAGAAACAGUGGAUGGAAAGGGGGGGAGAGAAAAAGAGAAGAAAAGAAAGAGAAGGACAUUGGUUGACAGUGCUCCAUCUCCAAGCUCUAUCCCACAAUACAGAGCUGAUGACAUCACUCCACUUCCUGACCCUUGAACCCUAACCUCUGAGCUACCCUGAUCCUGCACUGGGGUUCAUAGUCCUCUACCUGGUAAAGAGGCCAACCAGUCAUGCCUUACACACACACACAUGGCCAUACCCAGCCAAGACCAAGCACUGCUGCUACUACUACUACUACUAAUACUACUACUACUACUACUACUACUGUACAUUAUGACAUGUACAGGUAACUGCUAAAAUAAUGGAAACACUUGAGUAAAUGAGAGAUACAAAGUAUAUAUCCCUCCAAUAGAGUUCCAGACACUCAUAGAAGGUGGUGGCCCAACGCCCUAUUAAGACACUUUAUGUUGGUGUUUCCUUUAUUUUGGCAGUUACAUGUAUGUAACAUAAUGAACAAGCACAUUGUCAUUUGUAUGAUCUGAUCUGACUAUGCACAACGCUCUCCUCUCCCUGUGUUGAGACUACUUGAGGUAGAAGUUGUUCUUAACCCCAGAUCUAGGAUCAGAUUGCUCUGACCUGCUCUUAACCAUAACCAUUUAGGGGGAAGAUAAUGUAUCUGACCCCGCAUCAGUGGCUCAGGGUAGCUUUUACCUAGGCUUUGACUCAAUCAGAACCCGCGUUGGCAGACAUCCACUUAGCGGAUGUUUUGUUUCGUGUCCACAAUAAGCUAACGCAUGGAGCCACUUGUGGAUUUUCAGCUCUAACGCAGUUACACUUCAGACACCGCCAAAACAAACGAUAUGGGGAUCUAAUAGAAUCUAGUCCCUUCUCUCAUAAGGUAACUUCUCCAAAGGCACUUAGGGGUUGAUGCAUGCUGAGUAGAUUUAAACAUUCCCAAAGUAUACUGUAAAAUGAUAAUAAGGGUGUGUUCAAUAUUGCAUUGUUUAAUGCAAUAAUGUUAUUAUGCAACAUUUUUGAACUGAUAAACCCCAGUUUCAAAGUGUUGCACAAUUGCAUUGUAACUAAUCCUGAACACACCAAUGGUUUUACUGUAGUUUUGAUAAAGCACACAUUACGAGUUACAUUUCGCCCCAGGAGCCUUGGGGAGAUGGGAGAAGGAUUGCAUGUUCCAGAGUGAACCCAUGUCCAGGCCACCCUCUCAGUCAUAGGGAGAACUCAAUUGCAUACUCCUCCCGUCUUCUCUCCUCGCCUCCUUCUAAAAACCCACUGGAGGAGAAAGUCAGAGGGGAGGGACCUUUGGCUUUUUAAUCCAAUGGGUUUUGAGAAGAGAAGACGUGAGGAGAAUGUAAUUGAAAUUCUCUCUAUGACUCAUUGAAUAGAACACAUCAGUCAGCCUGUCUGUCCCUGUAGGCCAGGCCACUGUGACCUGUUUGUCCCUACGACCUCAUUGGAUGAGUUAUAGCACUUCUAGUAUCCCCCCAUUAGUGGUUCUGAAGUCUUGGCAUGCACCUCAAAUGGCACCCUGUUCCCUAUUGGGGCGGCAGGGUAGCCUAGUGGUUAGAGAGUUGGACUAGUAACCAGAAGUGUUGCAAGUUCAAACCCCCGAGCUGACAAGGUACAAAUCUGUCAUUCUGUCCCUGAACAGGCAGUUAACCCACUGUUCCUAGGCCGUCAUUGAAAAUAAGAAUUUGUUCUUAACUGACUUGCCUGGUAAAAUAAAGGUAAAAAUAAAUAAAUAUGGGUGAUUCUACAGAAGUGGUGUAAAUUGGGGGUUGGGGAAAAAAUCACAUUUGUAUCCUAUUUUUCCUAAACUUUCAGCACACAUCUCAUAUGUCAGAUAGACAUAUCUAAUACUCACACACUGUUUGUAUUUCAAAUUUGAAGUAUUGUCCUGAAUUUCUUACCAGGAAAAAAAAUGUGUCACGACCGAAACAUACUGAAAAAGUAUAAAUACAUGGAGAAACAUGCACAUUAUUGAUCAUUUGGAUUAACCUUCUAUUAAUGUUUUAUUUGCAUACAAAAUGGUCAAAAUAAUAAAAACAUGAUUUUUAACCGGACUUUCAAAUCCUUUAAAUUGAAUUUAGAGAAAUAUAAUCUCUAUUGUUCUUCUGUAAAAUGUUCAAUGUUGAUUGUAGAAAUGUUUUGAUUGAUUCAUUUACUUAUGUAUCUAAUUCAUUGUUGCUUGAUCUAUACAUUGUAACUUUUCCUAUCUUUAUUUUAGCAAAAUAAAGAUUGUCAAUGGAUAUAUAUUGGGUAUAUUUUAGUAUAGACAUUACCAUUGAGUGCUUCCAUCAUUUUAAAGUAGUCAGCUGGAUGGGGAUUCUUAUGGGUUGGGAGCAUUGUCUUCUUCAAAUUGAGUUGCCUAUGGUUUGUAAACCAAAGACUAAGGUCUUGUCCGAGAGCAUGAGCCAAGACCAAGACCAAGAUUUAAACCAGGACAUUGGUCCCAAGAUCCAUACCCAGGGAGUUGAGACCAUGAAGUUAAAUACAUAAUGUAUGUGGACUUGAGUGGUCUCAAGACCACAAGACUCCAUGGGCCCUUUCUUCAAUUCUAAGAAACUUGAGUGGAGUAAAGUAGAGUAUAGUUCACUGGAGUACUGUAUAGUACAGUAGAGAAGAGUACAGUACAGCACAGCACAUUAUAGACGUCUAUGUUUGGGCUUUAUUUUCCUGAAGUGUGCUCUUGACCACUAGCUACAUGGUUGCUCAGGAUGUAUAGCAUGGCACUUGCAAAUUUUAAAUGGAGAUAGCCUCAAUGGCGCUGCCUGUGCUGGCACAGAUGUCAUGCUGGCACAGAUGUCAUGCUGGCACAGAUGCCAUAAUGGCACAGAUACAAAGAUGAGACCUCUAUCAAUCUCUAUGGUGUCAAUUGUUUCAGUUGUGACUGCUUUGGUUGGACAAUUUAGACUUUUGGACAGAUGUACUUCCCACCAAACACAUACAUACAUAUUUCUUGAAAUAUUAGAUGUUGAGUAGUGAAGCGUCUUAAAAAUACAUGAAGAUUUAUUAAACCUGCUCACAAAUUUUAUCCAAAAUGUUUGCAGACAGACUACUCACUAUGUGGCCAUGCUAGAGAGGGGUGCAAUCCCAUCAGUUGGAGAUAUAUGUAGGGGUGUGGCUUAAUGCAGAUUCAUUCUACAGUCUUUUAAUGUGUGUGACAUCAAAAGGUGGGCCAGCAUUUUUUUGAGAAGUAUGUUUUAAAUAAACAAAUCUACUAAUUAUUAUGGGGUGGCAGGGAAGCCUAGUGGCUAGAGUGUUGGACUAGUAACCGGGAGGUUGCAACCCACUGUUCCUAGGCCGUCAUUGAAAAUAAGAAUUUGUUCUUAACUGACUUGCCAAGUUAAAUAAAGGUUAAAAAAAUAUAAAAAAUACCAGUAUCUUUCAAUGUAAUAAUAGAACAACUCAAGAUGUUCUGUUGAAAUAAUAAUACAGUCAGUCAGUGUGUAAGACAUCUCUCAAUAGAAACAGU